Pomacea canaliculata is the source of this 5893-nucleotide messenger RNA. RefSeq lists its product as uncharacterized. NCBI's taxonomy places the organism in Eukaryota, Metazoa, Mollusca, Gastropoda, Architaenioglossa, Ampullariidae. Bases 1003 to 3288 code for a protein of 761 amino acids. The record is from RefSeq and is a predicted model, not a curated record. The transcript has 11 exons.
AAUUCUUCGCGCCUGCUUGUACCAUCGCACGAGCCGCGCCACUGACUCCCCCUGUCUGCAGCACCAGUAGCAGCAGCAGCAGCAGCAGCAGCGGAUGGCGAUGCACUGGCCAACGCACCGCAUUUGAAUGCCUGCUUAUCGCUGCCAAGGGUGGCAGCCGCACUGCACCGACUGGAUCGUGCCACUGGUCUAGCGGCACCUCUUCAACACCGCCUCCUGUGCGACCUGCGCAGACGACUGUGACGCCCAGACUUCAGGAAUUGCCUCUUACGUCUCCUGGCAGAGGUCUGAAGCACUGCCCCUCCCCAUCCCAUCCCACCCCACCCUAGAAACGUAACGACGCAAAGAAACGGCCAGCGAAGACGUUACCUCGCAGUUCGAGGUCUUUUAUCGCGCUUGGCGACGCCUUUACAUCGCUUGCCUCCAGCGACAGCGAAUGUUUUGUCUAAAAGCUUCCAGGUCUGCUAAAAAUUCCACCUGACGUCAUCGGCUAUCCGUCCAUCUAAGUCUUCUCUCAUCCUACUGCUGUGGUUGAGAGAGAGAGAGGUGUUCGAACACUUGUAGGCACGUAGCUAUUUUUUUUCAUCGGCUACCGUGAACGGACGAUUUGAUCGAAAUGUUCACGACGGACAGGUUGGUGACGUCAAAGCGGAAGUGAAGACAGACUUGUUUCUCCGUUGUCUAGCUGGACAGCAUCUGUGACUCACAAGGUAUGCGUCGUUUUUAAAAAAUACGAAUAGCUAUGUGACUCAUUCUCUCUGCAUAAUCCCAGAAGUACAUGUUCGAUACAACCAGAAGCACAGGUCGCAGGACGAUAUUUUAAACCGUCACGGUGCGCUGGGAAGGUUUCAUCGGAAACUCAUCCAUUUCGGUAGUGACAAACUUCAGCUGUCCUCUCUCUUUUUUCUCUUCCCUGGGAGCGCUGUAGGAAAGACAACGACUGCUUCCGUGACUUUAAAACAACCAAAGACUCAAAGGAAGAAGAGAGUUUAUUUGAACAAGAUGACAACCACGUUAAGCAGGUGGUCCUUCCUGAUCGCAUCUUCAGCCCUUUUGCUUGCAAGUGCGGCGGGUGAUAUAGACAACAGAAUACCUGUUAUCGGAGUCUCCAUCGAGGAUUUCAUAGAUGUUGACGGACCUCAAUCAUCUUCCCCGAGGGAGGAGGAAGUGACCUUACAAACUGAGGUGUUACGGGGGAAAAGCGGUCACGGAGGAUUUAAAGCAGGCACAACUUCUGCCAUUGGACCCCCGCCUCCACUCGUGCUGACUGAAGCAAUCAAACCUUUCGCUGGACAUGGGGUCAUGACGUCUGACGAUGAAGAUGUCGAGAUGUCUGGCAACGGCUCAGGAUCGGGAGAGAGUGACGUGGAGGACACUCCGGAGCAUACGGAACUCUCAAAAACAGGGAGCAAUACCACAGCAAACAUAGAAGGAAGCUUCGAUACCACGACGCCUCUUGCCGGCAACAACAGCAUCACAGAGGGAAGCAACACCACUUCGGAUACACUGGACAUCGCUGGAGAAGGCGGAGAAGACGACUCUCUUGACGAUUCUGAAACAAGUUUCACCACAGAGAGUAGCCUCCCUGUCAGUCAAGACGUUUACUCGGCAGUUGACGUGUGGCCACCGGUAUCCGUAACUGAACAAACUAAAAAAAGUUCAAGAAAAGCGCAGAAAAGUAAAGGUUCUCCGCGCUGGUCUCGUUGGCUACGCCUGAACAACGCCACGGAGGUGCGAAUUCGAACAUGCAGUGUCAGCCCAGACGCCUGCAACGGCAGCCAGGCCGAGAUGCGCACAUGUGAUCGCAACAGCAACCGAUGUGACGUAGUUUCCGCUCUGGUGACGUCAGAAGAGGAUCAAGCCAAACGCAAUAAGUGCGACCAGGCAAACGAACAGACAACGAAUGUUGAUGAAGAUCAAGCCAUUCAAUCAGCACAAGGUCCAAAGCCGUUGCCGCCAGGAGAGAUUGACUUGCAGCACGCUCCCUUGGCGCCUUGCAGCUACUCGCUGUUCGAUCUCAAACACGGCAAGUACGUCGUCGCUGAUUGGUCCUUGCCACGUCUCGUGACAGAGGCCAAAGUCAAGAAGUGGUGCGAGAGACCGGGAGACUACAUCGUGCUACACUCCCCGCAUGCGCACUGUGGCAGAUACUACAAGGAUCUGUGCCACGUGUCCAAACGUUGCAAAGGCAGCAGAAGUGCUCCCAAAGCUCGCGGCGACUUCGCAGAGGGCUGCUGGCGGCAGUUCGUCUACGGCGAGCAGCUUCCGGUGGGGCUCUCCAACCGUCAGACAAUCGUGUACCUCAUCUGCCAGAGGUUCGCAGCCAGCUCUUCUCUCGGCAAAGCUUACGGCCACAAGGAACCAUUUUACGCCACACUCUUCGACACCAAAGGCCGGGGACCAGUCGUUUCUUUGGCGCGUUUGACCGAGAUUGGGGAUACUAACUGGCCCGACACGACGUUCUUCAUUGAGCAUGGUCUCGUGGACCAGGAAGAAGACACGGCGUGGUUCCUGAAGAAGGCUCGAAGAGGCAUUAUCAGUCUUGAAGACUUAGGACGUUGCCAAAACGACCACACUUGCGAACUGGGUGCUCACCAGGUACUACCUGCAGACUACAGUGCCAGUACCUAUCGCACUGCCCACUUGUUGUGGCCAGAGCUGGCCGGCCCUGACCCCGCCUCGCGUGUGUCCACCUUCGCUUUGACUAACACUGCACCUAUGCACUCCAGCCUCUUUCCCUCUUGGCACAAGGCCGUCCUGACCGUGCGACAGUUUGGCUUGAAAAAGUGCGGUCUGCCAGAAGUCUCGCCGGCAGAUUUCCUACCCUCCGGACACUCCUCUGGGCAUCACCACCAUCAUCAUCAGGUACAGCAGCCCCAUGGUCCAACGCUGUAUGUAACGGCUGGUGUCAUUCCUUCUCACGAUCCCAUCGAGACUAUAGGAAAUGACGUCAACGUGCCCUUCAUGUUUUGGAUGGCCGUCUGCUGCGUGGAUAGCAACAACACCAAGCCCACCGCCACCACCACCAACAGGAACUACGAAAACGAUUACUAUCCCAUGUACAAAGACGAGGAGACCAAGGGUCACAAGCACCUGUCGUUCGCUUUAUACGCUCGGAACACAGGGGCAGGCGGUGGGGUGGUGGUAGCACCGGUACUGCAGCUGGAGAUGCUGCUGCAGGACAUUUACAAACGACUGCCCUCAGAUGCCGACGUCACGCUCUUCCCAGCUGCUAACGGAGCCUGCAGCGAGCUGCGUCAUGACGUUUCACGCACACUUCAUCUGUAGGCGAGGGGUGAGCUUCGUCGAGGGCGAACCUCAGUCUACUUAUGUGCACUCGUAGAUAUAAGAAACAUGCGAUCCUGCUUCCAAAGUUUGGACACAGAAGGCAGUCAGGCUAGGCUACGCAGAAACGUGCGUUGGAAUCUUUUCGUAGUUCGCAAACGCUUCUUCUCAGAGUGCGAAUUUGACGAAAAACAUAGCCUUAUCAUCUGGACCAGAUACCUGACGUGCAAAAGCGAAGAAACACGCCUGAACAAGGUCCAUCAUUUGCUACAUGAAAAAUAAUACAACUAAAAUGUUGAAAGAUGAUGAUGAUGACCACUACGCACUGGACAGAGGAAAAUAAAAACAACACAAGAAGAACGGAUGGAGUUGAUCUUGAAGGAAGGCAGUGAACUACGGACGCCACUGAAGAUAAUCGAAGAACUAUUAUGCCUGCAUAUCACUGCUGUGGAAAAGGCAUCGAUGCUGAAGAAAAAAAAAGUUCUAAGACUAAUCCGACGAAAGAAUUUUGACUUUUGUUUUUCAAACACAGUUAUGUACAGAUAUUAGUUUUGCUGCUGUACCAUUCUUCGUCAAACUGGCCUUGCGUUUAGCGCAUCUCACUCAGAAAAUUGCAGCAUCAACCACGCUGUAUCACAAAAAAGCAUAAUUUACACAAAUUUCAAAAUUCAAUGACUGCUUACAGCUAGCUAAUGUGUGACGGUAUCCCUUCUGUAACACUUGAAACUAAGUCGAGAAGGGCUCACCUCAACGGUCAGAACAGAAAGAUAACAGGCGGCUAGACAGUUAAUGCAACACAGCUGAAAUAAUAGUGAGCAGUUUUUUUCGUGUGCGACUCACAACAUAGCCAUUCAACCGAGCAAAAAUUGUUUCAUUAUAACAAUUAUUAUUCCCUACGUGUAUCUUUACUCGCGGUUUAUGGAGUUGUGCAAAAGAUUGGCACAGUGGUGCUCUUCUCUUAUUUUUGUCCUAGCUCGAGACGCGCUGAAGCAUAGAAAUCUGCUGCGAGUCAGUACUGCUGAUGGCAGAAAACUAUUUUCGUUGUCGCCAAGAUUAAUUCCCUUUCUCGUUUUCCUUGUUCUGUGCCCUUCCCAAUGACUUUUCAAUAUGUAUCUCAAGAAACACUAUAUAUGGGCAUGUCCAACGUUGACGCGUCACAGCGCUUGUAAACUCGUAUGUUCAAUCACAUUUGCUGGAGAUGAUUUCUAAGAUUUAUUCCUACCUACGAUCGACCUCUUCGGCGUAGAUGGGUUCCUUCCGAGACCGCAUGUGCUACAAGUUGCCAGUUUUCCUAGCGCUCUUGCAUUUCUUGUUUAGGCGUACAGGUAACACAUUUUCUUUUUGAUGGAGCUGAGCUUGACAGGUGAGAUAUUAUUCAAUCAACUUAUUUGAAAUAUUUAGUUCCUAGUAACAUGUUUGCAGAUUUUAAAAAUAAUUCAUAGCAAUCUUUAUCGUCGUAUCCAACAAAGAAAGUUUAAAAGUGAAGAAAGUAAGAGAGAGAGAGCUCCAUAAGGGAAGUGACUGGAUGACUGCAUGCGUAUUUAUAUACCCUCAUAUUUAUUUUGAUUUCUGAUGCUAAAGACAACCAAUAGUUCAAGCAAAAAAUGGUACUGAGAGGAAAGGGAACGAGUCUAAAACGAUGCAUUCCAUGUUUUGAACAAAAGAGGAAUCAUCAGUGUUGUGAGUGUUAUUUGCUUGAAAGCUGAUUUACCAUUUGUUAUUUUAAAGUUUUUACUUACAGAUAUAUUUUUAACGUGAUAUUACAAGAAGUGAUGGGAAAUAUAUUUCUGUCUUGUUUACACUGAUGCUUUUAAUCCAACUGGCUUUCAAUGUGAUACAUUCUGCAGACAUCUUGAUGUUUGCUUUAAUCCUUGGCUUUUUCCUUUUUGGAUGCAUUUUCCUCCUUUGAUUAAAAAAAAUGUGAUACAGUGGUAGUAGCACAUUCCAGUGAGUCAGUAGCCUGUAUAAUAUUAUUUUAUGAAAGAUGGUCAAAUGCUUAUCAUCUAGUGACUUCUGUGACACUGAAAGGGUUGUUCAAUAAAAGACAAAGUAGCUGUAUCAAGGAUAGAAAACAGAACCCCCAAGGUAUUAGUUACAAAAAAUAUUGCUUCCUUUUAACAACGUAAUUUGAAAGAUUCUAUUAUCACCCUAAGAUAUUUGCUCACCUUAUUGAGCCUUCAGGAAAUAUCAUAUCCUGUGCUUAUGUCAAACUGUUUCCCCAGAUUGUCUCCUAAUGCCUGAAUUUGAUAAAAUCUGAUAUUAAUUUGACAGUCAUUGAGACAAACAAUGUAACAAAAUAGUUUUUCUCUGAUGUGUAAGCUUCAGUGCUGAUCAAACCUUAUUUUUAGUAGACAAUGCUGUCACUAAAAGUGUUAAGAUUCUGUUUUUGCAACUAUAGCAUAAAUGGGUAGAUGGAUGAUAACAAUAUAAUACGCAAUCAAAAAUAACUUUUUACAAAUUGCACUGUGUGAAUGUUUGCAUACAUGUGCACAUAAAAAAAAAUUCCAAGGACUGUCAAUUAUAAAAAAUCAGGAUGGGAAAAGCUUGUUCUGUCAUCUCAUUGUCCAACAGCGACUUUAACUGUAGACUGUUAGAAAAAAAAAAAAAA